Messenger RNA from Astyanax mexicanus (Mexican tetra), 1706 nucleotides. It is a transcript of the gene grap2b, whose product is annotated as GRB2 related adaptor protein 2b. The record is from RefSeq and is a predicted model, not a curated record. The transcript has 9 exons. The coding region runs from base 232 to 1044 and encodes 270 amino acids. Gene Ontology annotation, molecular function: protein binding. Lineage: Eukaryota; Metazoa; Chordata; Actinopteri; Characiformes; Acestrorhamphidae.
GAUGACUUUCUUCUGGCUCUUCCCUUUUUUGACUGCACAGAGCCAGACCACGAAGCAACAACACAAACGCGGGCGAGCCGCCGCUGGUGUCCCUGCAUUACUCUGCAGCCGGUAUGAAUUCAAUGUUUCAUCACACUGACGACGCCAUACCGUAGACCAUUUCCUCUGGGGGAGAAUUCUUCAAUCUGCACGGUUGACUGGUGAAGGAGUCCAUUAGCCAGUCUCUCAGUGAUGGAGGCAAUUGGCAAGUUUGACUUCACGGCCACGGCCCAUGACGAGCUGAGCUUCAAGAAAGGAGAAACCAUUAAGAUUUUAGGAACUCAGGAGGAUUGGUAUAAAGCGGAGAAAUGCGGCAUGACUGGGUUUGUACCGAAGAAUUACAUCACACUCAACAUCCCCAGGUGGUAUCAAGACGACAUCAGUCGACAAGAGGCUGAGAGCAUGCUCAAGUCCCAGCCAAUAGGAGCCUUCAUCAUCCGUGACAGCCAGAGCUCCCCAGGAGACUUAUCCAUCUCAGUCAGGCACGAGUCAGAUGUGCAGCACUUCAAAGUCCUGCAGGAUAAGAAAGGACAGUAUUUCCUAUGGGACAUGAAAUUCACCUCUCUGAAUAAAUUAGUGGACUAUUACACCCACAAUUCCAUCUCCAAGCAGAGCUGCGUCCGCCUCUUCACUGAACAGCCGAGACCAUUUGAUGUUCCACAAGAAGCCAGGCCAUCUGCUCUGCCUCGAUUAGAUAUGCCUGGUAGAGGCUCUCCUGACCCCAGACCAUUUCCUCAGGAGAGAGGAGAGAGAAUGAGGAGUCAGAAUAUACCUGCAGGCCCACGGGGCCCCCCUCCUCCCCGUGCAGAGACCCUCCCACCUCCACAGACGUCCCUGACGCAGGUGAGAGCCCUGUUCGACUUCAGAGCCGAGGAGAAGGAUGAGCUGGACUUUAACGCUGGGGACAUUAUCGAAGUGGUGGACCGAGUGGACUCCUACUGGUGGAUGGGUCAACUACGGGGCAGGAGAGGACUCUUCCCUGCCAACUAUACAAAUCCUUUAUAAACAUGCAGCACAACCAGACACACUGUGUUACACUGCACUGUGAAAGCUGAAACAAAUAAUGUUACACUGGUAUUUUAACUAAACUAUUUGUAGAUGUACUAACUAACUUUAUUCAUCAUAUAAAAAAAUUAAUGUUGUUUAAAAAAUAAAUGAUGAUUCAUCUGAAUCAUCUGGAUUGUUCUGGAUUGUUUGAAUUCACUGAACUUCAAAAGGCUGAAAUUGAAGAGACAGACCAUCCUGGUCUACCAGUAUCUCCAUCUUAACCAAAUUAUUAAACAAGCUUAAGCAACCUAUUGCUCCAGUAUGAGCAGCUACAUCUAACAAACUCAAAUAAAAAAAAAUGAAAUUAGAAUCAACAAAUGAAAACAAAGGCUUUCCAAGAGCAAAGCAGGUUAACCAAAUUAACCUGUUGGCUCAUUUCUAUAUGGAUGAGCAGCAUAUAGACGGUCUAUCUAUCAAAGUACACUGUAAUUAUCUGGCUAAUAUAGCAGGUUAAACUGCACCUGAACAGCCGCUCAAACCUGAGAAGUAUAUUUAACAGUUGGGUCAGAUCAAGCCCGUCUCAGUCUCAGUCACAGUCUCGCCACAAACAAAAAGUUUGAUUGGAACAACCAAACAACUGCCAUAAGACCUGUGAUGCUAUUAUUGAUUUCACACCACAC